Suncus etruscus (white-toothed pygmy shrew) is the source of this 823-nucleotide messenger RNA. RefSeq names its product CKLF like MARVEL transmembrane domain containing 5 (gene CMTM5). Gene Ontology annotation, cellular component: membrane. The transcript is spliced from 5 exons. NCBI's taxonomy places the organism in Eukaryota, Metazoa, Chordata, Mammalia, Eulipotyphla, Soricidae. The coding region runs from base 157 to 627 and encodes 156 amino acids. The record is from RefSeq and is a predicted model, not a curated record.
CUGACUCCACUGCUGCAGUUUCAGUCCCCCCGUUGAUGUCUGCUUCGCUUUCCUGCCUGUGCCUUUGGGCUCCUGUCCGCCUCCCCACCAAGCCAGGUUUCUGCCUUCCUGCUUCCCUGUCCCUGCUGGUGGCUGUGGGUGGCUGUGGCCAGUGAGAUGUUCAGUGCUUGGGAUCGCCGGGACCAGCCCCCCGAAGUGGAGCCAGCAUCAGGGCUUCAGGGGUUCUCCAUCGAUAGGACCUUCCUCUCAUCCUUUAAGGGCAUUCUGCUGGAAACAGAGCUGGCCUUGACCUUCAUCAUCUUCAUCUGCUUCACGGCCUCCAUCUCUGCCUACAUGGCGGCGGCGCUGCUGGAGUUCUUCAUCACACUCACCUUCCUCUUCCUCUUUGCCACCCAGUGCCACCUGCGCUUCGACCGGCUCAACUGGCCUUGUUUGGACUUCCUGCGCUGUGUCAGCGCCAUCAUCAUUCUCCUGGUGGUCUCCUUUGCUGCUGUGACCUCCCGGGAUGGAGCUGCCAUUGCUGCUUUUGUUUUUGGCAUCAUCUUGGUUUCUGUCUUUGCCUACGAUGCCUUCAAGAUUUACCGAAUGGAGCUGGUGCCCGGGCCCAGCCAAGGGGACCAGCAGUGACCCUGGGCUUACCUGGCUUCAAGACCUGACCCGACAAAGGGACAGUGGAGUCCAGAUACCUUCCCUUUGAAUCUCUUAGUCCUGCCCACUGCCUGGGGCCAGUCUGUAAAAUGGAUCCCAAGAUCCAGCCAGGCUGGGGGCAUUAUGGAGAGGCAUGGAGGUGGGAGGAAGCUAGUCAUUAAAAAAUUCAAAUCCA